AUGGAUGCAACGAGUCCAGUCACCGCGAAGAAGAUGAGCAGAGGAGCUGGGAAGAAGCCGUCUCGGUCUUCGUCGUCGUCGUCGUCGUCGUGGAUGGCCAGGUCCAUGGGGUUCUACUACCUGUCUUCCACCUCCAGCAAGGACAGAGCUCAUCCAGCACCAGCCGCAGCAACAGACAGCAAGAACAGCAACGGCGAGAAGCAGAGCAACGGCAGCAGCAGCGGCAAGAAGAAGAGGAGCAUCAGCAUCGGCCGGAGCAUGACGUGCGCGGGCUCCAUCUGCAGCACCAAGGAGAGCUCGGUCAUGAGCCGGGACCGUGACCGCGGCGCUGGACGCAGCGCCUCGAGCAGGUCUCUCAGGGCCCCCGACGUCGACGCCGUGUACGCCUCCACUGCCGCCGCCAUCUCCGCCACGUCGUCCUUCAACUCGGACACCACCACGGCGGCGACCACCGUGACGACGUCCUCGUCCUCGCCGCUCUCGUCGCCGCUCUCCUCCGUCGGGAGCUCCUUCCGCGGCGUGCAGAUCAGGAAGCUCUCUGGGUGCUACGAGUGCCACUCCGUCUUCGACCCCAGGAGCUUCGCCGCUGCUGCCGCCGCCGCCGCAUUCCCCUGCGCCGACUGUGAUGAGGUGUUCAACAAGGCAGAGUCGCUCGAGCUCCACAGAGCAACCAGGCACGCAGUUUCAGAGCUGGGGCCCGAGGACACGAGCAGGAACAUCGUGGAGAUCAUCUUCCAGUCCAGCUGGUUGAGGAAGCAGGCGCCGGUAUGCAAGAUCGAGCGGAUACUCAAGGUGCAGAGCAGUGACAGGACCGUGAAGAGGUUCGAGCAGUACAAGGAGAGCAUCAGGGAGAGGGCGAGCAGCGAUCAGGGCAAGAAGAACCCUCGCUGCGUCGCCGACGGCAACGAACUCCUCAGGUUCCACUGCACCACCUUCACCUGCUCCCUCGGCGUCGCGGGCGGCAUCGCGCUGUGCCGGUCGCCGUCGUCCGCGCAGUGCAACCUGUGCAGCAUCAUCAGGGACGGUUUCAGGGUGGAUGGUGAUGGGAAGAUUGCGACAAUGGCAACGAGCGGGCGCGCCCACGACAUGGCUCAGGUGCUGUCGGACAGCGACAAGAGGGCAAUGCUGGUUUGCAGAGUCGUUGCAGGGAGAGUCAAGAAGGCCAGUGACGAGAAGUCUUCAGAGGACGACUGUCACUUUGACUCUGUCAGCCCCAGCACGGAAGGGGUCUACUCAAAUUUUGAUGAACUGUUCGUGUUCAAUCCUAGAGCUAUACUGCCCUGCUUUGUAGUCAUUUACAGUGGCUAUAACCAGUAG
Miscanthus lutarioriparius is the source of this 1317-nucleotide messenger RNA. NCBI's taxonomy places the organism in Eukaryota, Viridiplantae, Streptophyta, Magnoliopsida, Poales, Poaceae. The record is from the annotation of a GenBank genome assembly.